Messenger RNA from Theileria annulata, 2091 nucleotides. RefSeq lists its product as uncharacterized. Lineage: Eukaryota; Apicomplexa; Aconoidasida; Piroplasmida; Theileriidae. Gene Ontology annotation, molecular function: protein binding. The coding region runs from base 1 to 2091 and encodes 696 amino acids. The record is from RefSeq and is a predicted model, not a curated record. The transcript has 6 exons.
AUGAAGAUUCCAUCGUUAUUAAAACGUCCUACGAGUUCUAUUCCAUUACCAUAUGAAAAAAUUUUAAAUGAUAGGUUCAACUUCAAGAUUCCAAGCUCGGAUUCCAGCUCAAAUUCUCAAUUUUUGGCCGUAAAAUCGAUUUUUGGUGAUCUGACCACACGCACAUCUUCCAAUAAACAGGAUUUACCACAAAAUCCCUUCAGUAACUCAUCCUAUAGAUUAAAAAAUGAUAUUAACUUUGGAAACAAUUGGAUUCAUGAAAAAACCAACCCGGAAAAUCAAACAUCAGAUGAUUUUCAGAGGACUUCUGGCCAGAUUCGUCCAACUAUUGACUCCAACCAUCAGUUAACCGAUUUUUCGACAGUUUCGGGCUCAACCAAAUGUGCCACUAAAGAUUCACCUAUAAGUCCAUUUAAACACAUUUCAAAGAUUAGUAAAGACGUUCCUAAUUUGGACGACCUUAAACCUCCUCUAACUGAUAUAUUCGAAGAUUUAACUGUUGAUUCCAGUGAAACGACUUUUGAUCAAGCAAUUUCUGCAGAUUCGAGCGGUGUUUUUGAUGUCAAUGGUCGUUACUCUAGCUUAGAAAUAUAUAAAAAUGAGAGUGUGGACUCUAUUGUAUCGAGAGGAAUUGAUGUUCCUGAAAAGCUGAAUCUGCUUAUAAAGGAACGAGCUCUGAGAGGAUUAUCUGAUGAAUGCCUUGAAAUCCUUUCUGAGAUUAAGAAGCUCAAAAUUCCCCUUUCAAUAGAGACUUACAAUAACUGCCUAAUCAGUUGCAUGAAAACUAAUAACGCAAAGUUAUCGAGAUAUUUGUUUUUAUGUCUCAGGUCUGAUUUGUUAACACCUGAUUUGAGGACAUACACGCUGAUGAUCAAGACACAUGUUAACGCCGGUGAUAUUUCAAGUGCAUUUUCACUAUACAGGAAAAUGGAAAACGAGGGAACGAAAGCAGAUUUGGUUGUUUUUUCAGUGUUAAUCGACUGCCUUGUAAGGGAUAGGCAAAUUAAGAACGCAUGGAGCCUUUUCAAUUACAUGAGGACUUGGCGUCUUAUUGACCCAGACGAAGUCCUAUUUACGAUUAUGAUUAAGAGCUGUAGCUAUUCAAAGGAGGCGGAAAAGGCCCUAAAUUUAUAUCAGGAAAUGCUAACCAUGAAUAAAUUUCCCACAAUUUACACCUAUAUAGAACUAAUCAACUGCCUUUCAAAUCGCAAGGAGUACUUUCAUCAAUGUUUCCAGUUCUACAAUCAAAUAAAGGCUCAGGAAUACCCAAUCAAUUCUCACAUAAUUCUACUACUACUUCAGAGUUGCUGUACUGUUGGUAAUGUGAGAAAAGCUAAGGAGUUGAUUUUAGAGUCGCGUGCAUUGGGAAUAAAGCCGACUUUGGAGAUGUACAACGUAUACAUAAAGACCCUUGCAGCCCAAAUGAAACUGUCCAAACUGACUGAGAACGAAAAGAUCAACAACAUUAACAAAACGUGGUCAAUAGUCCAAUCCUUGCUUCCUCUGUACAGGUGCAAUAAUAGUUUAAACAAUGAAAAUGAUGGAAAUAAGGAUAUAGCUAUGGAGGAUGGAGACAAACGGAAACUGGUCAGACUAUUAAAUAGUGUGAUUUUAGUGUAUGAAAACGGCGGUUACUACGAAUACGCCAUGGACGUCCUGAACUGCUUUCAAGUUUUUAAUCUAACACCUGACUAUAUGACUUAUUUCAUACUCCUAAGGAUGGUUGGCCCUAAGAUGAAAGAUCCAGGUCGCUUUUUUACUCUUUGGAGUCAGGCUAAAACUAAAAUUGAACCUCAGAAAACACUCUUGUGCAUGGCUCUGGACAUGGCUAUACUUUCAAGAUCUGCCAAAAGAACCUUGGAGAUACUAAACGACAUGUACAAUGCCAAGGUCUUUCCCACCCCUGCCCUUAUGAAGAAACUCUAUGAGUCUGGAAAGAAAAUCACCCAGAUUCACCUCAUGAUUAACAACUUAGUCACUCUCCAGAGGAAAAUAACAUACCAGGAAAAGCUAAAUGACAAUAAAAUACUUCAAACAUACGUUGACGAAUUUGAACUUAACAAGGCGAUCACACCGAACAUUAAAAUUUGA